Molecule: messenger RNA, 3264 nt
Organism: Anguilla anguilla (European eel)
Lineage: Eukaryota; Metazoa; Chordata; Actinopteri; Anguilliformes; Anguillidae
Product: tripartite motif-containing protein 16-like
Exons: 6
Coding region: 1351-3009 (552 amino acids)
Molecular function (GO): protein binding; zinc ion binding
Source: RefSeq, a predicted model, not a curated record
AUUUGCAAGCUGGAUCAGGAAUAAUUACACUUCCAUUUGCUAGACGCUAGAUAAACUAGCUUCCUGGCUCCUGUGAAUGCUGCAGGAGACAGCCACGGAGACAGUUAAUCAGCCCAGUGCUAGCCAGGAACUGUGAUUGGGGUGGCUAGCGGCAUUAGCCCCGCAAGUUGGCUAGCUGGCGAGCCAUAUUAUGUUCUUAAUCGCAGGUGUGCUUAACACGCUAGCGUUAGCUAAUUAGCAUGCUAUGUGGCUAAUGGCACAAUCAACGGCUGAAAAAUGAAUAGAAAGUUAGGCGAACUUUUGCAGGCUGGAUCAAAACAAUCACGCUUUUAAGUUGCUAGUUGCCAGUCAAAACUGCCUUCCAAGCACCGCCACUGCGCUUCGAUGCGGAAAUUAAUUAUUUUUUAGCGUUGCGGUAGGCUACCUCUUAAGACCCUCACCUGGUCACUUCCUGCUCUCUCGGUUUACGUAAGAAGCGCUGAGCAUAACCUUGCUAUUGUAUCAUGUCUUGCAUUGCUACCCUGUAAAGUGUCUUUGUGACAGUUCUUUGUAAAAAGCUCUAUACAAACAAAAUUGAAUUGAAUAUAUAAAGUAAAAUCCUUCGCAUACGGUACAUCAUAGAUAUCUAUUACUGUGAACUCAGUCCGACGUGUAGCCUGCGGUUACUUGGAAGGAAAUAGAUGCGUGUCCUAAACCGAAUGCUGUAUUUGGAAAUGCACAGAAAAUGUCUCGUGCGGACAUGUUUUUUCCUCCUGAACUUGACCAGUGACAUUGGUAAGAUAUUGCGAAGAUUCGAGGGAAAACGUGUGCAAUAAACAACAAAAAAAAAGGGCUUGUAAUUUUUUUUGCGCGUUAUAACACAUUUGUAUAAUGCAUUUCUCCACACAGCAGUAACCAGACUGUGAAAUAUUCUGUAUUUCGUACUGAAAAGGAUAAUAAUAAUAAAAGGUAUAAGUAGCAGUUUGCGAGUGACUGCAGUGCAGGUACAGUUCCCAUUCUCUUUGUACUCUGGGUUGACUCCAUCACCAGACCUACUGUCAGAAACAGGUACGACCAGACAGAUCACUUCUUUCUCUCUACAAUCCCUGAUCUGCUCAGCCUGGCAUCAGUCCAGCACCACACCUCCUGCGGCUGUGGGCAGAACCAGGAAGUCACUCCCACUCUCUCUUUCGUGCCCUCAGUUUCAGAAAAACGAUACUUAACUCUGUCACUGUGAGCAGUACAAUAGCAGAGGCCAGUAUCUAGGUGGAUUUGCUCAGAACCAAGUAUCUCCUGCUCUUUCUCACACGGAUUCAGAUAAACUAUUCUACAUUCUGAACUAAAACUGAUCUUCGUUAGUUGAGCAGUAAAAUGGCACAGGCUGCAGGCAAUCUGGAUGAGGACCAUUUGAGCUGUUCGAUCUGUCUUGAUCUGCUGAAGGAUCCGGUGACUAUUCCCUGUGGACACAGUUACUGUAUGGGCUGUAUUAAGGGCUACUGGGAUCAGGAUGAUAAUGCUGGUGUCUACUGCUGUCCCCAGUGCAGAGAGACCUUCACCCCAAGGCCUGUUUUAAGAAAAAACACCAUGUUUGCUGAAGUGGUGGAGAAACUGAAGUCAAGACUACAAGCUGCUCCUCCUGCUCACUGUUACACUGGACCUGGAGAUGUGGCGUGUGAUGUCUGCACUGGGAGAAAGCGCAAAUCCGCAAUGUCCUGUCUGGUGUGUCUGGCCUCUUACUGCGAAACUCACCUGCAGCCUCACUAUGAAUCUCCUCCUCUUAAGAAGCACAAACUGGUCAAAGCCACUGGAAACCUGCAGGAGAAGAUCUGCUCUCAUCAUGACAAACUGCUGGAGUUUUACUGUCGUACUGAUCAGCAGUGUAUUUGUUAUUUGUGUACAAUGGAUGAACACAGAGGCCAUAAAACAGUCUCAAUUGCAACAGAAAGGACUAAGAAAGAGAAGCAGCUAGGGGUGACAAAGAGGAAAUUCCAGCAGAGAAUCCAGAAGAGAGAGAAGAAGCUUCAGGAUCUGAGACAGGCUGUGCAGUCACUCAAGCGCUUUGCACAAGCAGCAGUGGAGGACAGCGAGAGGAUCUUUACUGAGCUGAUCGGCUCCAUUGAGAGAAGAUGCUCUGAGGUGAAAGAGCUGAUCAGAGAUCAGGAGAAGGCUGAGGUGAGUCGGGCUGAAGGACUCCUGGAGCGACUGGAGAAGGAGAUUGCUGAGCUGAGGAGGAGAGACGCUGAGCUGGAGCAGCUUUCACACACAGAGGAUCACAUCCAGUUCCUCCAGAGCUGUCAGUCUCUCUGUGCCCCUCCUGGACCUGGAGACAUACCCAGCAUCGCUGUCAGUCCACACGUCUCUUUUGAGGCUCUGACGAAAUCUGUCUCUGAACUGAAAGAGCGACUGGAGGAUGUCUGCAAGGAGGAACUGGUAAAAAUCUCUGAAUCAGUGAAAGAAGUCCAUGCUGUAGAGCCCAGGGCCAGAGAGGAUUUCUUACAGUAUUCUUCUCAGCUCACACUGGACCCCAACACAGCACACAUAGUCCUCCGUCUGUCUGAGGGGAACAGGGAGGUGACCAAUAUGGGAGAGAUCCAUUCAUAUCCUGAUCAUCCAGAGAGAUUUGAGUUCUGGGCCCAAGUGCUGUGCAGAGAGGGUCUGUCUGGAUGCUGUUACUGGGAGGCUGAGUGGAGUGGGAAUGAUGGGGUUUCUAUAGCAGUGUCAUAUAAAGAGAUCAGCAGGAAAGGGCAGAUUAAUGACUGUGGUCUGGGUAAUAACAAGUCCUGGGCUUUGCGCUGCUCUCCUUCCAGUUACUCUUUCUUACACAACAACAGGACCACUGAAAUCCCUGUUCCCUCCUCCUCCAGAAUUGGAGUGUACCUGGAUCACAGGGCAGGAACUCUGUCCUUCUACAGCGUCUCUGACACAAUGACCCUCCUGCACAGAGUCCAGACCACAUUCACCCAGCCCCUCUAUCCUGGGUUUAGGAUUCGUACUGUCGGAUCUUCUGUAAAACUGUGUGAUUUGGGAUGAGAGAGAGAGAAAAACGUUGUGGUGAGACAAGAAAGGAGAGGAGAGAUGAGUAUUGUUAUUCCCCUGGAGAAUAAGAACACAGUUCUGAACUUCGCUCAGUCAUUUGCAUUUUAUGGACCAGCACCAACACAGGGGACAUCCUCUGCUCUCAAAUCAAGAAAGCCCAACAGAGGAUCUUUGUCCUUCUGCGUCUGAGGAAUUCCAAUGUCUCAAUUGUACCUCCGAGAAUUUAAAUAAAGGUUCUGACUGACUGAC